This is a messenger RNA of Melanotaenia boesemani (Boeseman's rainbowfish), 3117 nucleotides long. RefSeq names its product F-box only protein 30-like. The transcript is spliced from 3 exons. NCBI's taxonomy places the organism in Eukaryota, Metazoa, Chordata, Actinopteri, Atheriniformes, Melanotaeniidae. The record is from RefSeq and is a predicted model, not a curated record. Gene Ontology annotation, molecular function: zinc ion binding; ubiquitin protein ligase activity; protein binding. The coding region runs from base 218 to 2455 and encodes 745 amino acids.
AGCACGCUAUCUUGCUAAAGUCGGCUUUUUAUGGCCGCUCAACUUCCGACCUAUAGCUGUUUUUAGCCAACAUUAGCCGGGUCGGUGCAAGCUAGGCUGCCAUUGUUUGUCAAACAAGUUGCUUCCGUAGAGAAAUAACAGCUGACAACAAACGGGCUUUCAGUAGGGUGAUGUACAAGACUAACCCCUGUCACCUCUCCACCCUUCAGCACUGAAGAUGGAAGAGGAUCAUGUUCACUGCAUGUCCUGUUUUAACCAGAGGUGCAUGACCAAACCUGAACCAGGAAUUUCUUGUGAGCUUUUCCAAUGUCCCUUGCUGUGUGGGGCUGUAUUUCACUCCUGCAAAGUUGAUGAACACCAACUUCUCUGCCCGUUGAUGAGGGUUCAGUGCCUUAAUAGGGACUAUGGCUGUCCAGCCACCCUGGUCCGCAACCAGAUGUAUGCACACCUGGAAGUGUGUCCGGCUGGAGUCGUCUGCUGCACAAUGGAGUGGAACAGAUGGCCCAUUAGCUGCUUGGACUAUACUUCUUAUGAGAGCCUGAGCCGUGGGGUUGAGGAGGUGGAGCAGCUGGACAUGGCACUUGCCCUUCAGGACCAGCGUACACUCCUGGAGUCUCUGAAGGUGAUCUCCAUGGCGCCUUCUGCACAAAGAGAGGCACUUGUCCACAUUUGUAAGGAGAACAGGACAGCACACUCAGCUUUACACUCAUCCAUUCCUGAAGCCUCCACCUUCACGGGUUUGCCCUCACAGCUGACCUCAAAUCAGUCCCAACCACUCCCACCAGGCUCAGCAAAAGAGAGAAUAAUCAGUGGAAUUAAUGGUUUGAAUGAGGAGCAUCUCAGUAAACUAUAUGAGGCCACAGUUGAGACGGCAAGAAGUUUAGCUGCUGCUUUAGACUUUGUUAGCACUGCCAGCUGUGGCCAAAGUAGCACAGAAUGUGUAAAAAAUGGAGCCGCCCUGCUAAAUGGUAGCUUUAGCAGCAGUAGAUACUUUCAGAAUGGACUAGAAGACACACUUGAAGUUGCAGAUGAUUUGCACAAAACAGACAUGAAGGAGAAAACGGUUUGUUCAAGCUGUUUGAGUGAAAGUGGGACUCUUAAAGAAAUUAUAAAGAAUGAAAACACAGCCAUUGGACCUUUGUCAGGAGUCGAUGAGGCCAUUUCUGAGACUCCUUGUACUGUUGAGUUGCAAGAAAAAGAUGUUUCUCAGGAGUUUGUGACCCCUCAAAUGAUGUCUCCAAUUAAUGUUAGCCAGGGUGUGGCACAGAGGGCUGGUCAUAUUGUCCUGGAAGACAGGGGGCUAGUUCUUUCAGAAAACCAAAAGUCUUUCAGAGGCCAAGGUUCUUAUUUUUUACCUAACGGAAGGAUAGGUGUCACACCAGACAGUUCAUUGUAUAGAUUGCGAGUCAAAAUGGAGGAUAAGGCAGUAGAUACUUCAGACCUGGAGCAGGAUGAUGACCCCAUGGGUCUAGGAGAGAUUGAUCUGAUCACCGCAGCCUUGUUUUUCUGCCUAGAGGAGUCUAGAGAGUGUAGAAGAAUCUCUGAUACAGUCUAUGUUGAUGGUUACCAUGUUGACUUUGGCACACAGACUUUCACUUUUCCUGCAGCAAUCUUGGUAACCAACACCAGAGUAGGGGAAAUGGCCUCUGCAUCUGCUUGUGACCAUGCUGCUCCACAGCUCACCUACCCCAGCCCUUUCCGCACUCUACGCCUCGGCCUAGUCCUGGAGGCUCUGGAGGCAGAGGCAGUCCCACACAACCGUUACCUCCCUCCUAAUCCUCGCUACCAGCAUACGUUCCCCUUUGUCUGCGGUCAGUCAUUCCGCCGGGACCAGUUUUCUUCCCAUUUCAGAAAUGUCCAUGGUGACAUUCACGCCGGCCUCAAUGGUUGGAUGGAGCAUCGCUGCCCCCUUGCGUAUUAUGGCUGCACAUUUUCCCAGCGGCGGUUUUACCCAUCCAUCCAGGGGGCUAAAGUGGUUCAUGAUAGGCACCUUAAGUCCUUUGGGGUUCAGCCUUGCCCAAGGGUGGAAAUUCCAAGUGAUUCCCAGUCUGACCAGUUUAGUGGAUUGCCCAUUGAGAUAUUGUGGCACAUUGCUGGAUUCCUGGACAGUUUCAGCUUAUGCCAGCUCUCACUGGUAUCACGGACUAUGAGAGAGGUGUGUGCUAGUCUCCUUCAGACCAGGGGAAUAGUGGAGCUGGAGUGGGAGCAAAGACAACACCCUGGCGGUCGUGGCACCGUAUCAUGGCAGAUCAAAAAUAAAGUAUGGAGAUUCAGCACUGCCUUCAGCCCAGUGGCAUCCUGGGGUUUCACUGACAUCCCCAGUAUGUCAGUUCACCUUAAGAAGUGCCACUUCAACACAGUGGAGCAGAAGACGGAGCCCAUACCCCUUCCUGCCAUGUGCACUGCACAAGAGGGAUUCUCGCUUCGUCGUGUCCUGCGUCACGUCAACACCUGACCAAACUGGGCGUUACUCUCACAGCUGCAUGAGGUUCAACAGAAUAAUCUUCAGCUGCCGCUUCCACAUAAUACAUGAAUAAUGCAUCUAAAGAUUUUCUGUUUUGAAGUAAACAAACACUUCCUGUAUUACACUAGAUAAUGAAGAAGCCUUAAUGAAAUAACACUUUACUUGCCAGGGCGGUUACGGGUAGUUUCCUGUGUUGGGAGGAAAAAAAAGCUUUUAGCUUUGCAUGGAUUUGUGCAAGAUAGUGCAACUAUAUUCUGGUAAGAUAAAAUAUAUUUUGUUGAAGACAAAUAUGCAAACUAGAUUUGUAUUGUUCUGUAUAUUAUAUGAAAAUUAAAUUUAAUAUCACUAUUAUGCCUUUCAGUCAUAGCCGUGGAAAACAGCAGAUUUGUGGUAAAAUCUCACUAUUUGUGUGUAUCAGAAAUUACUCGAGCACUCAACAGGAUAUUUACUUAUAUCUUCCAGGCUGACCUGUGAACCUGAUCUGAAGUGUUUUCUUUUUUUGUUUGUUUGUUUUUUUUUUAGCCAAGUAGAGGGUUAGCCUGGUGCUUAUCUUUUACCAAGGUUUAUGGGAUGUGAGGAAGAAAAUUGUAACAGUUGGAAAGCCCUAUAAUUAAUCUGAUUUGCUACUAUUUAAUAAAGUCUUUUGCCUUUUA